CAUGCGACUCCCCGCAAAUUCUGCUAGCCUCCAAAUUUGCAGAACUCAUUGCCGUCAUUGUUUACGUGGUAAAAAUUACUUGCGGAAUUCAUCUUCUACGCGGUUUCUUGGUAAUGUAAACCUCGCUGAAUAUAUCCCAGGUGUGUACAUAGUGGCGGGGAAGCGCACUGCGAUCGGUAAGUACGGUGGUGUGCUUCGAGAUGUAAAGCCUCAGGACCUGUUCGCUGCAGCAGCGAGGGCGGCGUUCGAAGCCAGUGGAGUCCCACCAGAACUCGUCGACACUGUUAACAUAGGGCAGACAAGUUCGAUGUCCCCGGGAGGGCUGGCCCCUCGACACGCAGCACUGGCGGCUGGCGUGCCGCGAGAGAAGCCAGUCGUAAGCACUACCUUGCUCUCCGGAUCAGCCAUCAACUCCACUAUCUUAAGCACGCAGGAGAUCCUAAUCGGAUCAGCGCACGUAUCUUUAGCAGGAGGGAUGGAAGUCCUCUCCGGCGUGCCAUUCCUUGUCAGAGGUGUCAGGACCGGAGUGCCGUUAGGAGCGAACAUACUGCUGGACGACAUGAACAUAUCAGGACUCUUCGACACGUACUGUAAGGCAACCUUAAUAGAGACAUCAGACAAACUGGCGAAGAAAUACGGAAUCACCAGACAAGGAAUGGACGAGUUUGCGUUGAGGUCACAGAGAUAUUGGAAAGCUGCACAUGACAAUGGAGUGUUUGAUGCUGAGUUGGUACCUGUUAUGGGGAAGUUCAAGGGUAAAGAUGUCCUGUUGUCGCGAGAUGAAAGUCCUCGGCCUAACACUACAUUGGAGCAGUUGGCCAAGCUGCCGCCAAUUGUUGCUGGCAGUCUGCUCACUGCAGGCAAUAACUGUGGUAUAAACGACGGUGCUGGUGCAAUUAUCCUGGCCAGCGAAGACGCUGUGAGACAACACAAGCUGAAGCCACUGUCAAGGGUAGCUGCCUGGAGCCGCGUGGGGGUCGACCCCACCAUCAUGGGGAUAGGCCUUGCGGUGGCAGCACAAAAACUGCUGGACGCAGCAUGCUUGAGGAUAGAUGACAUAGACUUAGUUGAGGUGCACGAAACCAACGCAGCUGUAGCCGUGGCGAGUGUCAAACAUCUAGGAAUUGAGGAGAAGCAGCUGAACUUGAGCGGAGGAGCCAUCGCCAUCGGGCAUCCGUCCGGCGCGUCAGGGGCUAGGCUGAUCUCACACAUCACCCACGAGCUCAGACGUAAACAUUUAAGGCGAGGGCUGGCGUCCAUGUGCGUGGCAGGGGGGCAGGGCAUCGCCAUCCUUAUAAAAAAUGCUGAUUGGGAAGAUAACAACCAUAAAUAAAAAGCUGACUUCUAAAAACUUUAAGUGGUAUUAAAAAAGUUGUAUAAAGCAAAAAAAAACAAAGUAUGAAUUCGUCGUAUCGUAAUUAGAAAAAAUAUAAUAAAAAAAUGCUAUAACGAAUUUAUAUCGAGGACAAAACGUGUCCCAGAAAAUCUUUAUUUGACGACUAUAUGUACCUCUUUACUACUUAGUAUCUCGUCCAGGAUUUACCGACUCAGGAUAAAAACAAUGUGACACUAAUCGGGUAUCAUGAUUCCGAUUCACGAAAUGUAACCUUACA
Manduca sexta (tobacco hornworm) is the source of this 1613-nucleotide messenger RNA. RefSeq names its product 3-ketoacyl-CoA thiolase, mitochondrial-like. Gene Ontology annotation, molecular function: acetyl-CoA C-acetyltransferase activity. The record is from RefSeq and is a predicted model, not a curated record. Bases 2 to 1333 code for a protein of 443 amino acids. NCBI's taxonomy places the organism in Eukaryota, Metazoa, Arthropoda, Insecta, Lepidoptera, Sphingidae. Gene Ontology annotation, biological process: fatty acid beta-oxidation. The transcript is spliced from 7 exons.